AUGCCAAAGUUAGUUUUAGUUAGACACGGUCAAUCCGAAUGGAACGAAAAGAACUUAUUCACCGGUUGGGUUGAUGUUAGAUUGUCCGCCAAGGGUGAACAAGAAGCCGCCAGAGCUGGUGAAUUGUUGAAGGAAAAGAAGGUCUACCCAGACGUCUUAUACACUUCUAAGUUGUCUAGAGCUAUCCAAACCGCUAACAUUGCUUUGGAAAAGGCUGACAGAUUGUGGAUCCCAGUCAACAGAUCCUGGAGAUUGAACGAAAGACACUACGGUGACCUACAAGGUAAGGACAAAGCUGAAACCUUGAAGAAGUUCGGUGAAGAAAAAUUCAACACCUACAGAAGAUCUUUCGAUGUUCCACCUCCACCAAUCGACGCUUCCUCUCCAUUCUCUCAAAAGGGUGAUGAAAGAUACAAGUACGUCGACCCAAAUGUCUUGCCAGAAACUGAAUCUUUGGCUUUGGUCAUUGACAGAUUGUUGCCAUACUGGCAAGAUGUCAUUGCCAAGGACUUAUUGAGUGGUAAGACCGUUAUGAUCGCUGCUCACGGUAACUCCUUGAGAGGUUUAGUCAAGCACUUGGAAGGUAUCUCCGAUGCUGACAUUGCUAAGUUGAACAUUCCAACUGGUAUUCCAUUGGUUUUCGAAUUGGAUGAAAACUUGAAGCCAUCUAAGCCAUCUUACUACUUGGACCCAGAAGCUGCCGCUGCUGGUGCCGCUGCUGUUGCCAACCAAGGUAAGAAAUAA
Molecule: messenger RNA, 744 nt
Organism: Saccharomyces mikatae IFO 1815
Lineage: Eukaryota; Fungi; Ascomycota; Saccharomycetes; Saccharomycetales; Saccharomycetaceae
Gene: GPM1
Product: phosphoglycerate mutase GPM1
Exons: 1
Coding region: 1-744 (247 amino acids)
Biological process (GO): glycolytic process
Molecular function (GO): intramolecular phosphotransferase activity
Source: RefSeq, a predicted model, not a curated record